UUCCAUCCUUAAUAAUCAAGAUACAGACUGAAGCCGUAGUUCUGGAUAUCAGACAAGAACCAGCCUUUUGAGGCUUUUUUGCUAGAGCGAAUCGGAGAACGAGGCUGCCUCUCUUUAUUUUUCCGAAUAGCGGAGCAAAGCUCAGCGGAGGCCCCGAGAGGGCGCAACCCAGGGCGGAACCCCACCCCGCUUGCUCUCUCGGCGGCCGUAGUGUUCAAGAAGACGCGAAGGGGGUGGGUGCGAUGAGGUAGAGAAUGGCCGCGCAUGCGCAGUACCGAAUCUAAGCGGCCGCGGUGAUGGCUGCGCAGUGACGGUUGGAUCUAACGGUUGCUAUUGGCAUUGGAGCUGGGCGUGUGGUGGAUGGCUCUUGCGCGGAGGGCGGCUAAGACGGACAAAGCCGUUAGCUCUGCGGAAGAGGCGCAGGAAAUCCGUGGUAAUAUGAACGCGCUGAAACUCUAGGCGGAGCAGCCUCCCCCGCCCCUACCAGAGCCGGGCCCAGGCCGUCUCCCUGCGCCGGGCUCGCGGAUCCUGCCACCGCCCCCCUGAUGCGGGGCCUCCCCUCCGCCUGAGGCGCCCGGGGAGGGCGAGGGAGCAAGGCCGCCAUGGCCGGCCGCCUGGAGUGAUCCGCGGAGAGCCGCCGCUGGUAGCAAGGAAGAGCUGCGGCGGUGGCACUGGCGGGGGCGGUGGGGGAGCAGGCAAGUGGAGAAAAGCAGGCCCGGCCCUGGCUGUGACGGCGCGUCGAUGCGGGGCUAGGAGCGCAGCCGCCCCUCGGCUUGCCCUGCCUGGGCGCGGAGCCGCGCUUUCUUCUCUGCCCGGAGCCGUUGGCCUCAGCGUCUGCGAUGAACCCGGUGAAUGCUACAGCCUUGUACAUCUCCGCCAGUCGCCUGGUACUCAGCUACGGCCCCGGGGAAGAUCCGCAGUGCCUGGCCGAGAUCGGCAAGCUGCUGCCCUACUUCCGGCAGUCGCUCUCCUGCUGCGCGUGCGGAAAUCUGCUGCAAGAUCCAAUUGCACCCACCAACUCUACAUGUCAACAUUAUGUCUGCAAAACCUGUAAAGGCAAGAAGAUGAUGAUGAAACCAUCAUGUAGUUGGUGCAAAGACUAUGAGCAGUUUGAAGAAAAUAAACAGUUAAGCAUUCUGGUGAACUGUUAUAAAAAACUAUGUGAGUAUAUAACACAGACACCAUUAGGACGAGAUAUUAAGCAAGCUGUGGACAGUUCCCCAGAGCUUUUGACUUUGCUUAAAGAUGGCACCCCGCUCAGUGUUGACACAGAAAAAGCAUCUGAAGAAUCCUUGGCAUUGUGUUUGAUCCAUUCCCCUUCACCUUCAACUUCAGAGUAUGCUAAUGAGCCUCCAACAAAUUGUUCUAUAUCUGAAAGCACCUAUGAUUGUGAUGUAAAAGGCUCCACUGUUAAUGGUCUGCCCAGUUGUAAUGGGCUCUCAGUAGAUAAACUUGGAGUAAAUAUUCCAUCUCCUGAACAUGCAAAUACAGUCAAUGUAUGUAAUCCUGGACAAUACAUAAAAACUGAAGAUAUUUCUAGCAGUCUUCAGCCUAUGUGUGACAUAGUUUCCCCUGGUGACUUGUGUGCAACCGGCAUUGAUAUUCAUAGUUUCAGUGAAGACAUCAAACCUGGUGACCCUCUUUUACUCAGUGUUGAGGAAGUGCUACGGAGUUUGGACUCUAAUGCAGGAGUAUGUAGCCCUAAUCUACAGCACAGCUUGGAAACCAAUUUAACAAAUGGUCCAUUUUUGCAGCUUUCUCCCCCACCAACUAGCCACAAUGUGUAUAUAUCAGUGGAUGCUUCACCUCAUGGUAUUUCAUGUACAGCUGCAACACCUAAGGUAGCAAAAUUAAACAGAAAGCGAUCACGAUCAGAAAGUGACAGUGAAAAGCUUCAGCAUAUUCCAAUUUCUAGCAUUCUUUGUGGCCCAACAUUGGGAGCCUCAGCUCCAGUAAUGAUGAAACAAGAAUCAAAGAUGUCUUUGCAGUCAAUAGCAACUGUACCUAAUGGAGGUACUGCUCCUAAAAUAGGUAAAACUGUACUAUUAUCAAAUAAAAGCAUGAAAAAAAAUAUAGACCAUACCACCAAGAAAUCUCAUCCAAAAUCUAAAUCAGGAAUGCUAAAAAAGUCAAAAGAAAAAAAUCCUAGCAGUCAUGUUGUAUCUGGAAGUCCAACAAAAACUGUGUACAAAAAGGCACAAGAGAAAAAGGGGUGCAAAUGUGGCCGAGCUACACAAAAUCCAAGUGUUCUUACAUGUCGUGGCCAGCGCUGCCCUUGCUACUCGAAUCGCAAAGCCUGUUUAGACUGCAUAUGUCGCGGCUGCCAAAAUUCAUAUAUGGCUAAUGGGGAAAAGAAAUUGGAGGCAUUUGCAGUGCCAGAAAAGGCCUUGGAGCAGACUAGGCUUACUUUGGGCAUUAAUGUGACCAGCAUUGCUGUGCGCAAUGCCAGCACAAGUACGAGUGUAAUUAAUAUGACAGGGUCACCAGUAACGACAUUUUUAGCUGCCAGUACAAAUGAUGAUAAGAACUUGGAUGAAGCUAUGGACAUGAGAUAUGACUGCUGAGUCUUUCUUUUUUUCUCCCUUCCUUUGGUAAGGGGAUUGCUACAAUUUGAAGGCAGCUAUGGUUCUCUUUAACUUGCCGGAGCUCCUGCAUAUAGAUCACUUGUAUCAAGUGUUUUCAUUGCUAUGUUGUGUGUUAGUGUCAGGGAAAUAGUUUGCUGGUAAUUGCGGAAUUAUCCCAAAACUGUCUUUAGAUCUUACAACAUCUCAUAGUUUGAGAUCAAAUGCUAAUGUAAAUGAUUUUUUAAUACAGAACUACUUUUUUGGCAUAUACUGACCUUGUUGUACCAAUUCAUGCUUUGUGCUUAAUCAGAAAUUGAUUUAAUAUACUGAAAUUAUUUCUAGUCAGUCCAUCACAAUUGUGCUAAUUUAUGAUGUAUCCAUGUUCAGUAUCAUCACUGCAAGAAAAAUGACAUGCUAAACUAAUAAAAACUUCAACAGCCAAUCUUGUAAUACCACAUUAUUUGUGGAUAGGGAAGUUAAUAAUUCAGCACCUAAACUUUGUUCAGAAAUAAAAGAUAUUACUAUAAUUGUCCAACUACUGUAUGCUGACCUGAAACCAAGAAAUGAUCAUAUUGGACUUUAGCUUCAGUUGAUAUCACUCAAGACGUUCAAAAGCUUGAUCAUCUUUUGGAAAAGAAAAAGUUGGCAUUCCUGUUUUUUAAUUUCACACUUUUUUUUACAGAUAGAUGUCAUUAAUCUGUGUCAUGCUAUGUCAUAAAUUUAACAUUUAUCAUUGGGAUAUUUUUGCUGAGUUCAUUAUGAAAUAGAUACUGUAUUUUUUUUUAACUUUUAUGCUAGUUGGCUAAAAAUAAAAAUGGUUUAAGUCUUACGCCAAAGUUAUUGAGACAUCAUUAUAUUUUAGAUCUAAAAAUCUGACAACUAUCAGCACAUUCUUGCAGUUUAAGGCAUAUAACAUUGUCAAAACAUAAAUUUCACUUGAAAUUAACAUGUCUCUUCCAAGAUUAAGCCCUUGGUUUUCCCCAAUUUAUAUUUGCAGUUUUGUUUUGCCUAGUUGGAACCAGGAUACACAAGGUGAAAUGUGGCAGGCUCCUGGAUUAAAUCCUCCUGUGCAAGAGUAGAAUAUGUCAAGAAUGGAGGUUUUCUUAGUUGAGAACCUUAAAAGAGCUGAUAGAAACCCUGCUGAUUAUGCGGGAUUUUGAAAUUAAUUCUAAGUUACACCAUUGGAAAAGUCAACCCAUGUUGAAAGUAUAUUAAUUCAUAUCAAUUUUACGUGUACCAGGAUUGGUGUCUAAGACUUAAUUUUUUAUUUUGCAUAAAGUAUGGGCUGACUAGAAUAGAAAAUAUUGGGUUGUAUCCAAUUAAACCUCUUCCUUACAACCCUUAGGAAGGAGGGGGAGACUGCUGGACAGGAAAUAUCCUAUUGCACAAGUCAAAGGUUUCUUUUGCAACACUGGAUUUUGCCCUUUUUGUUAUCUUGCUUUAUAAAGGACUAUGUGUUGAUUUACAGCAAUAUUUCAGCAGAUGUUGUAAAAAGACAUAUACCCUAGAUUCUUAAACACCUUUAUGUUUGCCAUCUAAUUGUUAACUGGUUAACAUUGCUAAUGAACUGUAACAUUAGAUAUGUUGGAUUUGGCACAAAGCAUGUACAAUGAUGGUUACUAGGUCUAAAAAUAAGACAAAAGUUUUGGAUACUGGUUGGGUGAUGUCUCUUUUUUCUUCUAUAGUGUACCAGGUGUCAUUUUAUGUCAAUGUGAGCAAAUAAUUAUUUUGUUGACUUUCAGAUUUGUUUUUCCCCUGUCUUUUCUGUGGGUGGGGCAGGGUGUGGGGGGAGGGUUAAAGCCAUAGGAAGAAGAAUGUGAUGUAAGUGUUCAGUAUGUUUUUUUUUGUUUCUGUUUUGCAAGAAGAGUUGAAAAAUAUUUUUGAUAAUGAGAGUAAAUGGUGGAAAAUGCUCUUUAGUAUUCCUGUCUUUUUUUGCAGCUAACCUCUUGAAUUUUACAUUUAAUUUGUAAUUUAAUAUGUCCUAUUAAAAUAUAUCAGCUGAAUAUGAAUAUGAUUUUUAUGUGGACCAAAUAGGAUAUACCAUGAUUUAUUUUCCAUGUUUGAGUCUUAACUUUCUAAAGCAAAAAAAAUUUCUUUCAGUAUCUUAAGAAGGCUAAUCACAUCAGAAGUCUGGAAAACUACCCUCACAUAUAUGGUGCUACGGAAAGCUAAUGGAAGUAGCCAUUAAACUUUUUCUUUCUUUCUAAACAUUUCUGAUGGUUCAGUUAUGAAGUUCUACUGUGUUAUAAAUACACCUUUUCUCCAUACAGAAUAAUUUCAGUAUUUUUUAGACGUACUAAAUAGCAUUCUGUUAACUGGUUAUUUAAAUAUUCCUUGGAAUUGUUUAUUUGUUAUUCUGUAUCUUUGAUGGUUAAUUCAAGUUUGUUUUAAUGAAACAAAUUUUCUUCUUCACUGCCAUGGAAGCUGAGGUAAUAAAUGUCAGUCCUAAAACUGAAUUUUGUAAAAGAACAUAAAACAUAUAGUGCUCAGAAUACUUUUUUAAAGAUGUCUGUGGUCAAUUAAAUGAAAUAAUUAUACAAGCUAUCAUACUAGCCACAAAAGUUUAUCAAAAGUAAUAGUUUGGAAUCCUUAUAUUCUAACAACUUUUCUUUGUUCUUUUGGUUAGGGUGAAACAUAAUUUUAGAGAAGGAAAUUACGUCAACGUUUUUGCAUUCUCUAAUUUUUUCCUUCAUUGUUGUUGCCUCUUAGUCUGAUUGAAUGAAAAUAUCUUUUAUACUUUACUAACAAAAAAAACAAGGGAACUUUUUUGCAACCUUUGCUAAAUGUAGCUGUUGCUAUGACUGCUUCAUACACAAUUUUCUUUCAGAACAAAGUUUUUAGUAGAAAAAUGUGUAAAGUGUUGCCCAGAUGUUUGUCACACAGUCACUGUUUUGAGCAUUCACAGAACAAUAAAAAUUGCACUAAAACUGAAAAAUGUGGAAAAAUAACUUGCUCAUUUAAGUUCUACUUGGUUGUUAUAUGUUGUCUAAAAAUAACUGAAAAUAGUGAUUCCACAAAUUCUGGAUUCAGAUGUUGGUACAUAUUUCUAAAAUCCAUAAGUAGAGUUCCAUAGGAAAUUGAACAAAUUACAGUAAGGGAGGGACACUAGACUUUUUUCUGGAAUCCUGCUUUGUAAGCAUUGUUUCAUUUUUCAAAAAUGGAAGAAAACUUAUGUAAUUUUAAAAAGUUAGAUUUGUAGUUUCAAUGGGUGAAUGUUUCAGUUGCAAGGUCUAAUCUCCUUUACUUGCAAAGUUUCUAGAAUUUUUUUGAAACCUAGUAGCAUGCCGUGAUCUCUGCCUUUGCUUCUUGGGAUGAUGUUCUACUAGUAUUAAUGUAGUUCUUACUAUUUAAAUGUUGUGAAGAAUGGGGUAGUGAUUGGAGUUGCUUUCUAAAAACUCAUGGUUUAGGUUCUGAUGUAUUUCUUUCAAAAUGCAACUUCAGUAUCUCUUUAAUGAUGUGGCUGAAAUCAUUGGUUUUCAUAAUGGUUGCUGUAGGACUAUCAUUUCUAAGGAAAAUUGUAGAUGGUGAAUUAAAUAAAAAUGUGAUUGUCUUUUCUUAUAAUGAAUGCUGUAAUGCUGAAUGGUGUAUAAAUUUUGCCCAGAUGGUACCUAUUUAAACGCAACUGCAGGGAAGAUCACACUUCCAAUAUGUUUGGCUCAUUACAGACUGUAACUGAUUACUCAGUUGUACAACAUUUUGAAUGCUCUUAUUGUGCAAUCAUGUUUUGUAAGUACUCAGCAUAAUUCUAUUUUAUAACCUUUUUAAAUUAUUUUAAUUAUAACCCUUAAAAUUAUUUCAUAUACAUUCUAAGUAUAUAUAGUGUUCACAAAACAAAAACCGCAGAGUAUGUGAUUCUGGUACAACAGUUACUAAAACAGCUGAUAUAGAUGUUUAGGGGAAAGUACAAGAGAGAUAUAUAACUUAUAACUUUACAGUUUUUCAAAAGGAGAGUAAGUGCAUCUUUUUCUAGUUGCUUUAAUUAUUAUUGCAUUGAUUAAACUCACACAAAGGUGUGGGGGAUUUUGCAAAUUUUAUUUCUUAUUAAUUUUACAGCUAUUUCUGUUAACCACCAUAUAUAUUCUUUGAGAUUAAUACAUCAAACUAAAUCUGAUCUUGUAUCUUGGACAUAAAUUCUAAUUUUAAUGAGAAAACCUCAAGAACUCUUAUCUAAAGUAAGGGGAAAAUCAUAAAAUCAUAGAGUUGGAAGCAACAAUUUAGUCUAUUAACAGUCAACCUACUUCCAAUUACUGUAUUGAAAUCCAAAGCCAGGUUCUGUACCAUGUGUUUAUCCAGCCUGUGUUUCAAAACAUCCUGUGAAUGGGAAUUAAUCGCAGCCUUUGGUAAGUGGUUCAUUAUCAAACUGAUAUUACUGUUAGGAAGAACUAACAUUUGAAAUCAGACUUCCAGUUCUCAACCUUUUUCUGUACGAUACUUUCAGGUACUUGAAAACUGCUAUUAUGUCUCAACCUACUCAUAUUUUCUGCGGACUAAUAAUCAGUUUCUUCAGACACUCCUUGUUAGACUUAAUUUCUAGUAGACUAUACAGGUAGUCCAUGACUUAGAACAAUUUGUUUAGUGAUUGAAGUUACAACAGCACUGAAAAAAGUGACUUAUGACCAGUUUUCACACUUAUGACCAUUACAGCAUCGUCAUGGUCACAUGAUCAAAAUUUGAGUACUUGGCAAUUGGCAUGUAUUUACGACAAUUGCACUGUCCCUGGGUCACGUGAUCACCAUUUGUAACCAUCCCAGCCAGCUUCCAACAAGCAAAGUCAAUGAGGAAAGUCUGAUUCGCUUAAUGACCACAUGAUUCAUUUAACUCUGGCAAAAAGUCAUAAAGUGGGGGAAACUCAACAAUUAUCUUGCUUAGCAAAACACAUUUGGUCAUAAGUCGAAGACUACCUGAACCUUUCUUAAAAUAUGUUUAAUGGGUUGAAUUGAACUUAAUAUUUGAAAUAGCGUUUAACCAAUACUAAAUAUAUUUGGAAAUAAUAUUUGUACUGCUACAGACUGUAUUAUAUCAAUACAUUUUCAUUUUUAGCAAUGUUACCACACUGCCAACUCAAGUUCAGUUUAUGAUUCAGUUUAUUAUUCCCAAUAUUCUUUUUACAUGUGCUAAACCAACACAGAUACACGUAUCUUAUAUUAAUGUAUAUUAUUUCUUUUCUCCAUGUUCAUAAUUAUUUUUGGAGGUUUCCUAUAGUUUCCAUUCAUUUGUCUAACCUAUCAAGAUUAUAGAAAUUGGAUCUGAAGCUCAAAACAAAACAGAUGGGGUGGAAUUUUAAAAAGAUCUUGGGAACAAAGAGGAGACAGAUAAUUCAGGAAAGAAAUAGCCAUUACAGAAGAGAGAUCAUAGGGGGGAAAAGACUCAAGUAACUCUGCUUUAAUCACACUAAGCAUAAGUUUUUGAGAGAAUUUGGUAAGCUUUCAGGAUUCUGUUACACUGCCCUAUUAUCAACAAGUGGUUCUUAUUUCCGAAUUUGCCAUAUUUGGAUCAGUAGAGAUAGAAUAAAAGAUUAGCAAGAAAGGAUGAAAGGAUUCCUUUUUAAUUUUUAAGUACCAUAAAUAAAAACAAAAUAAUCAAUGAUGGAGGAAAUAAAAAUAUAGGAACGCUCAAAACACGGCUUCUUAAAGGAACCUUUAGUAGAAGAAUAUACAAGAAAAGCUGCUAAGCAACCUAUACAAUGGUGAUGGUUCCCAUUUUGAAUCAGCUUUGACUUAAAAGAGGCUGUAAGUUUCAUAAAAAUACUGUGACAAUACUUGUACAGAGACAGUAUUCCCUAGAAACAGGAAAUUUGAGAAACAACCAAACAAUUUCUGAAGAGAAUGGAUGACUUUGGGUCAAUCUUACCCUGUGCCAAUUAGUUAACUGGGAAAUCUUGAAUCCUGCAAAUUCCAAAUGUAUAUUUGGUAAUUUAUUAGAUGUACAUUUUACCUUUCAGGAGCUGUAGGAUGGAUAUUUUAUUAGGACAUUGGUCGGAACCCUGAAAGGAUAUAUACUGGUAUAGAGAGAGAGAGAAUAGAUGGAAUAUUGAGAAGUUUGGUUUGGCAAGGAGAAAAGAACUGAUUCUGAAGCAACACAAAUCCAUUAUUCUUUCUCAAUCUACAAAAAAUUGCUAUUGCCCGUCUAGACCUCUCCAGUUUGGAUCCUCUAAACUAAACUGGAAAUAAUUUGUUUAUCUUCUCAAUGGUGUUGGUAGUAUGAAGAGACAAAUCUGGAAAUAAUUCUGAUAUAGCAAAAACUCCUAUGUAGAAGUGUCUGAAGAUUGAUUUGAUUUUUUUUAAAAAAAGCAUGUAAAGCAGAGACUUCCACACCAUACACCUAUGGUGGCUCAAUUUUUCUUCUUGAAAAAAAUUGAACUGCAGGGUGAGAAUAUUUUAAAUAUAUUUUAAAAUAUACUCCAAGUUCAUCCAGGUUUUAAAUAUAUGUGUAUUGUUCUUUCAAGUAUCCAAAGAACUUCAUAUACAUUAUCUAGUUGUAGUCCUUACAACAAUCCUAUAAAAUCAGUAUUACUUGUAUUUUGCAGGGUAGUAUGGGGAGUGAUUUUAAGGCUGAAAGAGUGUUGCUUGCAUAAGUAAUUCAUGGAAGACUGACCUUUCUCAUUUACUGCUGAACUACAACAUAUUGUAUGUACUUAAUGGUUUAACCAAAAUCUUUUCUUAAAAUAAAAAAUUAUCAAGUGAACAAGAAGUGGCACAAUAGGAGACCACAGGACUUUUAAAUCAUCAGAAAAUUUUAAAGACCCUUUCCCUAUAAAGAAUAUUGCUAUAAUCAAGAAGAUAAGCCUAUUUUGUUUACUAUUUCAAAAGAACCUGGUCACUGUUGCUACUCAGUUAAGAAUCAGGAGCUUGUGCAGAUUCCAGAUAUUGCUCCUUAGAGAAUAGAGUGAAUUGCAUUUUCUGCUUCCCCUAAAUUGCUCAUCAUCUUCAUUUAUAUAAUGUUUGAUUUAUCUUUAUUUUAAUUAUUAAUCUUAUCCAGCAUCUCAUCCUGUUUAGGGAAAGUAUUGCUUCUCUUGAAUUUGAUGGAAAUUAGAAAUGUAUCUGCCUUUUGUCAGUAUUGAUAUCUAUACUUUAAACCAAGAAAUUGUUUGACUCCACACUGUACUUUUAUGCCAUAAUGUAAUUGUUUUGCUUUGGGCUUAGCAUAGCUAAGCAUUACAAGCCCAGUUAUUGGGAUUUGUGAAAUAUCAUUUAUGGCAUAAUAUGAUUAUUUGACCCAGUCAGUUGUAGUGUAUAUGAUAGACCAAGGAUAAACCCAGAAUCAAAUUGAACUAUGAUUUAAUGCACUGUAUGAAUCAAGUUUCACCAUUGAUUUAUUAAUGAAAUUUUAAAUGUAUUAAUUACAGGCAAUAAUCCAAGUUAGAUUCAAUUACAGAGUAGUGCUAUGGCUGUGUUUUCAUGAUGAACUGGUUGUUAUAGUUGAUUUAGCCAUGUUAUAUGUUUUUGGCCUGAUUUUUGGGAUUUGCAAACGUAAUACACAGUAUACUUGCACGCUUAUGCUAAGGAAUACGAUGAUUUAAGCCUCAUGGCACUUACAGAAGAGUCUGUAUAUCCUCAUACUACACUUUCCAUGCUGUUUUUUGGUGUUCUAGCACCAUGCAUUAUUUCAGAGAAAAUCUUGUCACUAAUUUUCAAGAACAGUCGCAGCUUCUCUGACUUUUCUCGAUAAUGUAGCCUAAUGGGGAGCAUGUUAAGUCAUCUGAAAAGUGGCUAAUUCAAGAAGUAGAUUCAAGCCUUUUAUUACAUAUAUCAAGGUCAGUGAAUUAUCGGUAGUGAAAUACAGUGAGGGAAAACAAAACAACAAAUUUGGGAAAGUUGUGGUUGCUUCAGUCCCACUAGGCUUCUGACUACAUUAAGCAGAAAUUUGUCCAGCAGUCCACAGUUCCCUUUGUUCCCCCUGCCCGCCCAGCAAAGUGGCAGGCAGUUCCGCAAGUCAGCUGAUGGGGAUGAGGAGUGAUUCUGAAUACUCACUGCCAGCUUCCCAAAUGAAAAGCCAAUAGAAAAUCUGGCAGAAUAUUGCUCAUGAUCCCACUGCUCAUGAUCUGCUCAUGAUCCAUUUGGCUGGUGGCCCAACAGGUAAGUGGUGAUUGUGUACUUUGAAAUUGAGGUUAAAAUCUAAAAUUUCUUAAUAGCGAUGUGUGGUGAAGGAAGGACAAGGGAGUGACCUGGAUGUCUGCUGGCAAGGUAAGGCUAUCUGGAGAGCACUGGUGGUUGAUGGGUGAACCCUCUUUAUGGAGGGAGGAGGCUCUUGGGACACACUGGGAUGGGGAGUCUAGAUGCAGUUUUCCUUGUAGUCUGCAGCUCUCUUUGUUCCCCUCAGCAAAGUGGCUGGCAGUUCUGUAGAUCAGCCAAGGAGGAGGAAGAGUGAUUUCUGACGCUCCCUGCCAGCUUUCUACAAGCAGCAGCAAUGGGAAAGCAGUUGGAAGUUACUCCCACACCCACUGCUUUUUUGCUCACUCAUUGGUCAUUCCAUUGUUUCCCUACCCCCAGCAAAGUGGCAGGCAGUUCCACAGGUCUGCUGAAGAAGAGGAGUGAUUUCUGACACUUCUUGCCAGCUUUCCACAAGCAAAAUCAAUGGGGAAGCUGAAAGGAAGUUACUCCCAUUCCCACUGCUGCAUCCAGUCAGUUGGCAGCAAGGCCUGAUGGGUGAGCAGCGUUUGGCUGCUUUAAAAUAGGCUGAACUCUGAAAUCUCUUGAAUGGUACUGGAUAGCUAGAGAAGGAUGAAGGAGUAACUUGGAUGCUUACUGGUAAGGUAGAGAUAGCUGAUGGGUGUUGAUGGUCAAUGGGUGAGCCCUCUUUCUCCCUGGAGAGAGGAAGCUCUUGGGGUACUCCAGGAUGAGGAAUGCAGAUGCAGUUUUUCUCACUAAUGUCACUCCCUCUCUGACUCCCCCAACCCCAUUGAUGGUUAUUCUGUUUCUCUGUUUAGAUAUGGAAAUAUCUCAAACAUUUAAAUACUCCCCUCUAUCAAAUGUUGCAGAUUUUUAUUCAACUGAUUCAAAAUGGCAGUAUAUUCUGUCACACACAUAUUACAACCUUAUUCGUUUCGCUUCAGAAAUAUGUCCAGUUCAAUGAGAAUUAGUUCUGGGUAAGUGUGAAUUCUAUUUUGCCCCUCUAGAUAUUUCUCCAUCUCCAUAAUUCCUAUUAUGAAAUGCAGUACAAAUAUCCACUAGUUUUAAAAAUAUAUUUUAAUUGCAAAGAAAAAAAAUACAAAGUAAAAUAGCUAAGACAAAGCCAUUUCCAACGUAAGUCAAUUUUGACAAACUAACAAGUUUCAUUUUUUCUACGUCUUAGAAUAUCUAUACAUUUAAACAUUUAACAAAGGAUAUGAUAUAUGAAUAAGGAUGAAUUACAAGGAUUUGUCCUUGUUUAAUAAUCCCUGCUGUUCAUUAAAAUAUCUUAAUUAAACUUAAUAUACUCUGAUUUUAAACAUGCAGAACAAAUUAUUUUUGGCAUUGUACUUAGUCUGAAAGCUAUGCAAUAUCCUCUAAAACUAUCUUAGAACAGUUUCCAUGUUAAAAUUGGAGAAUUAUGUCAAAUUAUCACCAUCUAUUAUUUUUAUUAAUAGAGUUGAUAACUGCUUGGAAUAAUUUAGCUUGGUCUAUAUCUUUUGCUCAAUACUGCCUCUUAGUGGCAAUCUCUCCCUCCCACCCCCAUCGCCCAAGAAAAUAUGUGGUUGCUCUAUUAAAAAAUAAACCAUGGAUAAAAACUUGAUAUCUAUUAUAAUAUACUUUUUAAAAAAAAUAAAACCAAGUAAUACAAUUUCAAUCAAUGAAAAGCAUUUUGCUCAAUAAGAAAACCUAUUGUACAUAUUAUUAUUAACC
Messenger RNA from Ahaetulla prasina, 12385 nucleotides. RefSeq names its product MSL complex subunit 2 (gene MSL2). The coding region runs from base 840 to 2564 and encodes 574 amino acids. Lineage: Eukaryota; Metazoa; Chordata; Lepidosauria; Squamata; Colubridae. Gene Ontology annotation, molecular function: ubiquitin protein ligase activity. Gene Ontology annotation, cellular component: MSL complex. The transcript has 2 exons. The record is from RefSeq and is a predicted model, not a curated record.